Contarinia nasturtii (swede midge) is the source of this 995-nucleotide messenger RNA. RefSeq names its product ribonuclease H1-like. The transcript has 4 exons. Lineage: Eukaryota; Metazoa; Arthropoda; Insecta; Diptera; Cecidomyiidae. Bases 175 to 963 code for a protein of 262 amino acids. Gene Ontology annotation, molecular function: nucleic acid binding. The record is from RefSeq and is a predicted model, not a curated record.
AUUUAUUUUUUCAAUAUUUUAUCGUCGAAAACACGAAAAAAAUUAAACACCAAUCAACACCAAUGAACAUAACCUCACAAAUAUCACAUCAAUUUAAAAUCGCAUGAAUAUCGUGGUAAUAAAAAGAAACAUUGUGAAAUUCCGAAUUCUAUUUAAUUUAAAAUAAAAAUCAACAUGAAUGUUUGUAGACGAUUGUUUUCAACGCUGAAUAAAUUGUCUGCGCUCCCGAAAAUCCGAACAAUAAAUCAUAGACCGGUGCUAAGCAUAAGUCUGAAUCAAAAAGCUGCCUUUUGCAGUCGAUCCAACGAUGGUGACAACAAAGAUGAAAAACCAAAAUUGGGUCUGCGAAGACGAAAUCUAGAGCCAUAUCCACAUAUCGAUUGUGUCAGAGAACUAAAACUUGAAAAUUAUUUACUCUCCUCUCAUAAACUCGUUAAGUAUGGUGAACACGAAUUUUUGGAGCGAUUUGAUGGAUAUGUAUGUGUGUUUAUAAGUGGAUAUCAUCAUCCACGUAAUCUUGAUACCAAAUCGGGAUAUUCCGUCUAUUUCGGUCCGAAUCAUCCAUUGAAUUUGCAAGGAAGUGUCGAGCGCCGGCAAUCAUUGAAGCAUGCAAAACUAUAUGCCUUCUUGAAAGCAAUGGAACAAAUUCCAAAAGAUUCAUUUAAAAAAUUGUCCAUUCAGAUGGAUGAACUUCCACUGAUUAGGUUCAUCGAUCAAAGCUUACGAAGCAUGAGUGAAAAUUCAUUUCGCAGUGUUCACACCGGCAAAUUAAAUAAGGACGUACAAACAUCCAUGGAAAUAAAUAAAAUUCUUAGAUCGAGACAAGAUCUGACAUUGCAAUUAAUGAUUUGCCCGAAUGAUAUUGGUGUUGAUGGCAUGUACCGUGCAGUAAAAAUGGCAGAACAAGCUGCUGCCACAGCUACAGCAGACGCUAGAAAACAGAAAUGCUAUAAUUUAGAGUAAAUAAAAUCAGAAUAAAAUUAAAUUAAUAAGAA